AUGCCCUCUACGUACGCGAUCACAGGCUCCAAUGGCUUCAUCGCCGCCCACCUGAUCCAGGACCUCUGUGCCCAGGGCCACACCGUGCUCGGCAUUGUGCGCGACGCCAAGGCCUACAGCGAGCAGGUGGGAGCGCUCGGCGCCAAGGUGGUCGAGGUUUCCUCGCUCGACGACUCUGCGGCGCUCGUCAAGGCCCUCGCUGGCGUCGACGGCCUCUUCCACAUGGCGGCGGUCCAUCCGAAGUACGGCUUCGAGGCAGGCAACCGCGAGGCCAUCCUCAAGACGGCGGUGUCGGGAACGCUCACGGUCCUCGAGGCGGCCAAGGCGGCGGGAGUGCGCCGGGUCGUCCUCACCUCUUCGCUCGCGGCCGUCGAGUGCGGCAACGACUCGGGCACGCUCACCGAGACGAUGUGGUCCAAGCCGGAGGUGUACGACUCAAAGGAGAACCUCGAGACGCAGUGGGCGACGCACUACACAUACGUCAAGAGCAAGGUGGAGCAGGAGAAGGCCGCGGUGGACUUUGCCCAGCAGAACGGCCUCGACCUGCGUGUCGUCGUGCCGGGCAACCUGUGCAUCGGCCCGAUCGCCUCGGCCAACAUCAACGGCGCGCAGGCCCGCCUCAGCGGCGCUACACACGCCAACUUCUCACCUCUUGACGUCGCCGCCGCUCACGCCAAGUGCAUGCUCGACGACUCAGCCCACGGCCGCUACUUGAUCGCCACCGAUAUGGUGACGAUCGAGGAUGUGUUCGCGACGCUCUCCGAGCUGUACCCGGACCACCCGGUGGCCGCGCUCAAAGGGCAGAACAUCGCGUCCGGGGUGAAGGGCGCCGCGCGAAAGGUGGACUCGGCGCGCACGCUCGCCGAGCUGGGGGAGCUGAAGGGGUACAAGGUUGCGCUGAAGGACGCUGUCGACUCGUUGAUCGAGAAGGGCCUCGUGCAAGCAGCCGCGUGA
This is a messenger RNA of Emiliania huxleyi CCMP1516, 954 nucleotides long. RefSeq lists its product as hypothetical. Gene Ontology annotation, molecular function: oxidoreductase activity, acting on the CH-OH group of donors, NAD or NADP as acceptor. The record is from RefSeq and is a predicted model, not a curated record. The transcript has 3 exons. Lineage: Eukaryota; Haptophyta; Isochrysidales; Noelaerhabdaceae. The coding region runs from base 1 to 954 and encodes 317 amino acids.